Molecule: messenger RNA, 463 nt
Organism: Trichobilharzia szidati
Lineage: Eukaryota; Metazoa; Platyhelminthes; Trematoda; Strigeidida; Schistosomatidae
Source: the annotation of a GenBank genome assembly
AUGGAACGUAGACGUUCUACUAAAAGAGCUGCUCCAAGGAAAUCUGAGCCUGCUCCCGAAGAAAGGUUUUUCGUUAACCCAUCAUCUAUCAGCCCGCAUCUCUUCUGUCCUAUAUGCCAGGAGGCAUUUUCUAAUCCUCAACGUGCACCAUGCGGCCACUCAUUUUGCAAAAGUUGUAUCGACCCGUGGAUUCGUGACUCGCCUACCUGUCCGGUUGAUCGUUUGCCUAUCCCAAAAGGAUCGAUGCAUCAUGAUUUUAUAGUUGAAAAUAUAAUAGGCGAAUAUAAGGUAUCAUGUCCUUGGCGUUCUCUAGGAUGCGAUUUUAUCGGUCGCUUGUGCAUUUUACCCAGUCAUAAAAAAACGUGUCCAAUGAAUCCUGAACUACUUCCUGCAGAAUUACGUAAUCGUCUUAUGGUUGGUUUACAAAAUACAACUACAAACAGAAAUCAAUCUUCAGACUUGA